AUGACCGAUCUCGCUCGUAACGGCUCGAUCCUCGUCGCCGAAAUCAAGGCCAUCCACCCUGCCGCCGGUUCCGAGGUGAGCAACGGCACUGUUCCAGUCGCCGACGGCGCCAACGGCGCGGCUCCCCUCGCCAACGGUGGUGCCAACGGCUCGGCAAUUCUUCCUCAGGACGCUGCUGCCGCUGCUCCUCUGGACUCGUCGGUCACCGACCCGGUCACACACCCUCACCUCCAAAGCGCACACGCUACCGAGGCUUCGGGCUUGAGCGCCGGCGCUGGUGCCAUCGCUGUGCCUCACCAGGCUGACCCCUCGGUCGCUAGCGGCAUCGUCGAGCCCGCUGCUGCCCCUGCUGGUGGCGAGGAGGCCGGCGCGCCUGGCCUGAUCGAGCCGCAGACUUCUACGAUCCAGUCGCUCCAGCCCAGCGAGCAGGCUCGUGAGGUCUCGCACAUCAACACUGCCGUUCCCGCUGCCGGUGUCGGUGCUGGUGCCGCCGCUGCUGCCGCUCACCACCACCAGGACUCCUCGGCUCAGGAGCCCACGUCGGCUGUGAGCGCUGGUCAGCCCAGCACGGCUCCCGGAAGUGCCAUCAGCGCCCCUCACCAGCAGCAGCCGCCCCAGCAGCUCAACGCCGUAGCUUCGUCUCCCACUCAAGCCGGUGCUCCCAGCUUCCCUCCUGGCACCAUUGUUCCUGCUUCCGUCACGGGUGCCGGUGGUGCCGGCGCUGCUGCUGCUGCCGCCGCACCCGCUGCCACCUCGGGUCACCCUGCUCCCACCACGGUCGCCGCCACCACGGCUCCCAAAUCCGCCCUGAGCCCCAAGGAGAUCAAGAAGAUGGACAAGCUCAUGAAGAAGGAGGCCAAGGACGAGUACAAGGCGCUGAAGCGUGCCAUCAAGGACGCCAAGUCUUCCGAGAAGCUCUUCCGCAAGUCGCGCGACGCCGAGGCCCAGACGGUCAAGCGUCACCAGAAGGCGCAGACCAACGAGCACAAGGCGUCCAAGGCGCUGAGCAAGGCCAAGGCCGAGCACGAGAAGUACGCCGCCGAUCUGUCCAAGACCUUCGAGGACCUAGACAUCAAGAAGCGCCACACGGAGAGCACGCGCACCGGCUACGAGGAGGCCAAGAGGCGCAUCGAUGAACUGCGAAACCAGAAGACGGUCAACGACCAGGCUCGAUCGCGCCAGGCUGCUGAGCUUCACGGUGUUGGUGGUCGUUGA
This is a messenger RNA of Pseudozyma hubeiensis SY62, 1215 nucleotides long. RefSeq names its product DNA binding protein. The transcript has a single exon. The coding region runs from base 1 to 1215 and encodes 404 amino acids. The record is from RefSeq and is a predicted model, not a curated record. Lineage: Eukaryota; Fungi; Basidiomycota; Ustilaginomycetes; Ustilaginales; Ustilaginaceae.